GAACUGGUCGUCGCGCGGCGCGCCACAGGGACGGGUGAACAAUGUAAACAAAUGGUGUAGUAUUGUAGUUGCAACCAGAAACAAAUCCAGCACUCACCAGUCAGCACCUACCAAGUCAUCACUCCUGCAACACCGUGAGGCUGAAGGGCAUAAUGGCCUCAUUACUCCCAUCAGAGGUGGCGCGACUUGUAUUAGGAUAUCUGGAGGAAAAUGGCUGCCAGAAAUCAUCAGAGAAGCUAUUAGAAGAAUUAGCUGAGCUGUCUGAAUUUGUCAAGUUGAAGAGAAAAGGGCGGCGGGUGGCCACACGCAUCGGGAAUCAGUCUUUGGAGGACAUGCUGAUGGACUACUCUGCCGCUAAGGAUCUUAUGAUGGAGAGUGUGAGGAACAACUCUGCCACCCUCAGGAGUGUCCCCAAGUCUGGUGGGCUCCUGUGUCAAGUUAAGGCUUUGAUAUCUAUUAUCCUGAAAAACAAAUUUAUAAUCAAGAAGCAAAAGGGAUCCAUUGGGACAGCAAGGAGAGUGAAGCAGCGUUGCCGCACCCUUAUGCUACAGAGAGACUCCCAGCUACAACAAAGCACUGUAAGUGCAGACUCGCUGGAGAGCUUGCCCUGCUCACAAGACCAAGACACAGACCACACAGAGCACCUGAGUGAUCGCUGCCCGGAAAAGGGCCCAUGCAGCAGCCAUGGUCACUCUUCUGGCCAGCUCUCCAACUCUGCCCAGGCUGACCAUAUUGCUCAUGAUGUGGAGGAUGUGAGGCAGGAUUCCCUGGGUGGGGACUCAACAUCUGCUUCUUUAACUCAUGAUCUGGACAUCAGUCACCAAAGGAGGAAGGGUACUGUCAAGAGAAGGAGCCAUGGGUGUGAAGUGACACCCACCAAGAUGAGUCCUGUCCUGGAUACUGAAGCCAAUUUUGAGAAAAUCCUGAAGAAUCUGUACGAAAACACAGCUCUUCAUGAGAAGAUAGCGGAGAGCAUCAACCGUGGGCUGAGCACCCAGUGCAAGGCAGGCUCAUCCCACAGUGAAGGAAGCAGCCACAGUAGUGGUUCACCCUGCAGCAAGAAGGUCAGGGACACUGGCAGUGGGGGCAGCAGCAGCAGCAGCAGCAACACUGAAGAGGGAAGAGAGAAGCAUCAUGGAUCUGUGGAUGAGGUGGCUGGGAACAACAGUGGAGAUGUGGCAUUGCUCAAGGAGUUUGACCACAUUGUCACCGGCAUUGUCUCUGAGGCCACAUCCGACCCGGUGUUUGAGAACCUCAUUGAUGAAGUGUUUGGUUGCAUCUCACCACAGUCCAGCAGUUCUAAAGGUGAUGGAUCAAAUAAUUCUAACCAAGGAAAUUUACAUGAUAAUUCCAUUGGACCUCCAAGACUUCUAUCCACUCCAGUUCCUCCUCCACCAAGCAGUGCUGUGUCAUCCCACUCAGUCCUUCACAUCCCCCAGACUUUACCCCUCCAUCCAUCAUCUGUGUCCCCAGUCAUGACCCAACAGUCUCCACUACAUAACCUCUCCACGCCACACCACCACACAUCUCCACUUAGUGUCCCUCCUCACCUUGCUUCAUCUGGUACUCCCCUGUCAUCAUUCACUUCCUUGCCUCUCUCAGCUCCCAGUCCCUGCAAAUCAUUUCCUGAAUCAACACCAAAGAAAACUGAGGAUGUGUGGAUAAACAAGAGUUUGCCCUAUGAGAACAGUCCAUCAGCUAAGAGUGUCAAGAGCCCAAGCACAGACAGUUUAAGAGAUGCCAUGCAAGAGUCAUUACAGAACAAUGCCUCAGUAAACAACACUAAAGAAUCUACAGUGGAUUCUUGGUCCUCAUCCCUUAGGAUGGAGACAGGAGAUGCUAGUGUGACAAAGCAUAACAUUGGUGAGGCUUCAGUAAGCUGUGGCACAGAAUCUCCCUCACAGAAGGAAGGCUGUGAGAGGACCAGAGCAACCCCACCUUCACCCACAGCCAGAACCAGGUCACGCAGAAAGAAAAAACUCAAGUGUAGUUCUAGUGCUAAAAGUGGAAAAGAAGAAGACAAGAACUUAGGAGAACAAUUACUCAAAGAAUUUGCAGAUUUUCAGUCCUCUAGACCAGAUAAAAUUUGUGUUGAGAAAAAAAGUGAUGCUGACAAAAAUACAGACAGAUGUGAGGCGCCUGAUGAAACUGAAGUACAAUCCCUCGACUUGCCAGCAGAGGAGGGAAAGACCACAGGUAAUAUAAGUAGUAGUGAUCCUCUACAGAGGCUGAGUGAAGAGUCUACACUCACCAUUGAUGCUGGACAAGAAACACACUCACCAGGACCCUCAAACACCAGUGAGAAUGAGGCAGUUGUGAUGAGCGAAGUUAAUGAAAAUGUUAUUGCAGUUGAUAAAGACCAAAUUGACAAAGGCACAGUGGAAAUGGAAAGAAUAGAGUGCAAUUCAAAACCAGGCAGCACUCCACUGAGCUCUGAGGCUUUGUCUGCUGCUCCUUACACCAGUGACAGUAAUGUAGACAAGACUGAAGAGAAAACAAAAUAUGAAAAUGAAAGCAGUAUGAUGGCACUAGACUCAGUAAGCCGAUUACCAAUAAGAAGCAGCACCAUACCAGGCAUUGGAAACCCCACAUCAUCACCAGAGGACAACACAUACACCCUCACAGAACUGACUCCUGUCAACCCCAUAGAUUUGACAUCAAUAGUAUCAUCUUUAUCUCUAUGUGAAGCUGAUGACCCUCAUGUGGAAUACUCACACAGAGAACUUGCCACUACAUCAGGUGAUCCUCAGCCCUCCAUAUCAUCAGAGGUCCACAGUUCCAAUGUCUGGGACCACUCAACACAGGUCACUCCAAUUGGCCAUGUCCAGGAGGGUACCAGUGAUGGGGACGAAGGGGAGGAAGCGUCCCAAGGGUUUACUAUCAUUCUGCCUCCCGUUUCAAGCAGGAAAGAAGCUGAUGAGCAGUUCCUGUCAAUAUUUGGUGGAUGUGAAGCUCCCUCGAGUGAAGUGGUCACCCUUCCUCUCUCCACUGUUGAAAAUACUCUGGUUCCUCCUGACCAUGAUGACACUUCAGAUGAAUCCACCAAGAAGAGAAAGAACUCCUUAUUAUUAUUCAAAGUAAAUAGUGGACUUGUUACUAUUGCUCCAAAGACUGUGUCCGCCAGCUCGCUGCCACCCGACUCAGUGAAACAAAUACCUGCAAAGAAUAUCGCUACAUACACCCUGCCAAACAGCGUGACUAUUUCCAUACCAGAUAUCACGUCAGACACUGAAGUUACUGAGAAAGUGCCUAAGAAGAGAAAACGAAAAACCACUUUGAAAAAGAAAGGAAGUGCAACAAAGAAACUCAAAGAGACACACAAGAGUGCCAAAACAACUGUCAGGAAGAAGCGGUACGGAAGGAUAAUAGAUGUGUCUGUGAGGAAGGUGUCAGCAAGGGGGAAGAGACGCAUCAGCAACCAGAAGCAGGAGAAGGUAGAGAAAGACGUGACCAAUGAUAUCAUAGGGACAGCUCUCUCAUUUGCUCUGAAAUCAGUAACUCCAGAGAAGAAGUUUUCUGCAGAAACAUCCAGUAGAAAAACUCCCCCUGAUGCUGCAGUGGAUCUAGAGGCUGAGGUGGAGAAUGCAGCAGUUGAAGGUGCAGCUGACAUGUUGGGAGUAGCUACUGUAUGUCCUGGUACUAGUGCUUCCAUUACUGAAACCUGUGGUGGUGUGGUGGAGAAACAGACUGUUGAGAUGCAGAGCACCAACAAGCAGGCAUCCAUCAAGUACAACUCUGGCAGGUCACCUCAAUUGAAAGCCUUGUUGCAUCUCUCAAAAAGCAUUUCCCCAGCAAAGAGAGCAUUAGCCUGGAAGAAUGUGACCCAGUCUGAGGAAAGCCCGGUUAUUCGAGUCCUUCACAUGCGGGGCAGCCAGAGCACUCCAAGCCGCAAGAACAGCCACAUCAGGGUUCUGGACUUCAGCACACCACAGAAAAGGUUAACAUCUGCAGGGUCACCCCGAAGAGGUGUUGCCAACUUGAAGUUUUCACCACCAGAAGGCAAGAAGUCCCCUAGAAAGUUAACCAAAGCACUGCGGUCACUGUCAAGGAAGUUUGGUGAGCGUUCAUCAGUGCCAUCAAAGCCCUUGAGUAGGAUUGUUGAGGAGAGUGAAAUGGGAUCAGAAGCUGCUGAGGCACAACCUGCUCCAGGGGAACAAGGAAAGGCAAAAUCAAGAAAGCUGUUAGCCAAAGAUUCACGUGACUCUUCCACUUUGAAACAUGAGAAGAGUGACCUUAAGAGCAAAGUCAAGCCAAGGUGGUCCAGGCAAAGUUCCAUGAGUGAGUCAGAAUUUUCUGUUGACACAAGUAAAGCUCCCAUAAUGAUGACAGAGGAUGAGGACAGCAUUGUGUUGUACCUUGAUGGGGAGGACAGCAUGAGCUCCAGCGGGAGAACACCCCCCACAGACAGCGGCAGUAUAGAGCUGUUUGACCUCUCCAAAGAGCAAGAGAGCUAUCAGGAUUUCAACUUCAAUACAGCACUCAAAAACCUGAAUCCUGACUCCAUUUCUGAGGAUGAGCUGCCUUGCCUUAUGGAUCCCUUGCCCUCCUCCAGUACCAGCAGCCACUCAGGAGGGAAGCAGAUGGAGACGCCACACAAAGCAGCACAGGCCAGCUCAUCCUUAGCCACCAUGACCCCUGUAUGCCUCGAGCCACCCACUCCAUUAUUACAGACAGAGCAGAAAUCUACCUCUCUUCCUUGUGAUGACCUGAACACUCCAAUCCCUCAGGUUAUCCCUAACUUGAACAAGACUCCACUCAUCAAACAUUACCCGCAGGGGCCUUACUCCAACAGCUCAGUAGGCACCUCUUACUACAUGCCUUCAGAGCGGUCCCUGACUGAAUCUGAGGAUUACUCUCCUUCUAAACUAGACACGGUUUUGGAGAAAACAUUAAGUGAGGAACUGCAUUCUCCCAGCGCCUUGGAUCAGAGUGAUGCUGAUGUAGGAGCUGCAGAAUUGAAUAAGACAUCAUAUUAUAAUGGCUCAGCUAGUGAUAAGAGUCCUGUUAAGAGGAGUCCACUUCAUAAUGCUAAAAAGAGUCCAACCAAACUAUCCAGGAAAGUGAUGGGGCAGAUGAUAGAGCGAGAAAUGUCCAGGCUCUUCUCAAGCCAAGAUUCCAGCGGCUCACUAAAAGAAACCAGCCAAGACUCUGCUGCUGAAGUGUCAAAUGAUUCCACUUCUAAAGACUCUUCAAAAGGUAAGCAAGGAAAGAAGAGGAGAGUGCCAUCAAAGAAGUACCUGAAUAUUGCUGAGUCAACCUGUUCUGAGGAUGAAGGUGAGUGCAAUAGUGACAGCAUGUCAGCAUCUCGGAAACACAAAAAGACCACAAGAAAAUCUGGUGCAAGUAAUCAUAAUACAACAGCAGACAAAUUUGACAAGGCAGAUAACAUGAGAAAGACUCAAAAAGGGAAAGUCACCUUAUCUUCUCCAGAUAUCUCAAAAGCAAAAAAGAACUCUGUGUUGUCUACAGGAAGAUUAGAUUCAGAGGAGCACUCUAUGAAACCAGUGAAGGCAGGUGACAAGCAUUCCCAUGGCAGCCAAAACCAACUAUCUCAAAAACAAGACCCAUCAGAUUCAGAGAACAGCUCAUGUCACUCACCAGAGAGGAAAAUUACAAGUGACAAAGAAAUGGAGCAAGAAAACUCUGUGGUAAACCCAAAAUCAUUGUUAGAAUUAUUUGGCUUUUGUUCUUCAUCAGAUAGCAGUAAUGAGUCACUAAAGGAAAGAACAACACCAACAGUGGAACUAAUACCCGCUUGCAUAGGUGGAAAGGAAGAUGAUACAAUGUCAACAGGCAUGCUUAACUCAGAAAAUGAAUUUACCUUUGAGAGUCCCACCAAAAAGAGGAAGAGAUCCACAUCAAGUGAAAAUGUAUCAAGUAAAUCAUCAGUUCUAGAAGAUGAUAAACAGAACAUGGCCACUUUGAGGAGAAGCCAGCGAUCAACAAGAGCUAGAGGAGUAGCAAAGUACCAAGCAGAACCAGGCUCCUCAAGAGGAGUCAAGAGGGGCCGGGGGAAUGCACGGCAAAGAAUUCCAAGGGGCAGGGGCAGGAGGAGUGGAGACUUACAUGUGGAGGAGGUGAUCAUAGAGGCUGUUGUUGAAACUCCUCCAUCUCAGCAUUCAAGAGAACCUCAUGAUGGUGAAGCAGCACAGGAAGAGAUUGCAGCUAAGAGAAAUGCAGGGAGGGGAAGCUUUGGUGCCCAGAGAGGCAGAGGCAGGGGAAGAGGGAGAGGAAGAGUGUCAGUCAGCGUAAGAGGCAGGAGUAGCAUGUCACCAGGCAGUGUCCAGCAUCCUGGGAAAGAACUGCAGGAAAAUGAGAAACAUUCAAGAACAACAAAGACAUCAAAGAACUCUAUGAAAGUAGAGAAGCAAGCAAGCAUUCAGCAAGAAAAUGAAGAACAAGAUAGGAAGGGACUGAAGGGACAGCAGUCUUCCAAGGAACCUUUCUCCCGCUGGGGUAGUGGCAUGAGGAUUCCUGAAUUAAAGAGACCAGGGAGCUCACCACCAGUAUCAGCAGAUGCCUUGAAGGCUCAUUGGGCAAGUAAGCUAAAGGAACUUUGUAAUGAUAAGGAUGUCAGCAGCACACCCACAGGAGAGGAAGGUGCAAAGAAGCCAUGUGUAUCAGCUGUUGAGACUCGCCCAGCCCAGGAGAACUGUAUUACAUUACUCGGAAGUGAUAGUGAAGAUGAUCUGCCGUGUUUAAUGGCUUCAAAGCCAUCCCAAAGGGAGAGUAAUAUUACACCUGCAAGGGAGGAAAACACCAUGCACUCAGGAGAUAAAGCCUCAAGAAAGCAGCCUCGUGCACCAUCCUCCAAGGCUUCCCAGUGCCAGAACACCACAUCUGUGCAGGAGAAAGGUACACAGAAGAAGCAGCAGCAGCAAAUCAAGGGUGGUGUGCAUAAGCACUCACUGUCUCAAGGCUGUGCCAGGACAGUUGUCUAUGAUUGGAAACAAUCCAACUUUUCCCUCCAUCAGUUUAUAGAGAUGGGAAAUGUGGGCCAAGUAAUCAAUGUUACUUCGUUAUUUUCCAAGAAAAGGAAAAUUGGCAGAAAUAGUCCUGCGGCAACCUCAGAACCUUCAGCAAAACGGACAUCCUUUGCAAGAAUUCCAGAUGUUGCAGGGGGACAGACGAGCACCUCAAGAUCCUCAGCACAGCAGAACAGUGCCACAAAAAGUGCUCCACAACUUUUAUCACAACACAGAAGUAACACUCCAAAGAUUACCCAGAAAUUUUCUGGGGAAGGAAAAAGCAACACCCAGAAGAGCACUCAGAAACUUUCAGCAGAAAUGGAACAUAAUACUCAGGAAAAUACCCAAAAUUCUUCAGGGAAAGAGAACAGUAGUAAUCCAGAGAAUACAGUAAAACUUGCUGAGAAAGAGAAGAACAGUAUUGUAAAAAAUACUCCAAACCAUUCAACUGGAGACGAACUUGUUCCCAGAAAUACCCCAGACAGCUCCUCUGCAACUGCCUCACAACUCUUGGAGGGAGAGAAAGGUAGCACCUCUAAAAGUAGAAUCCAAUCCCUUGAUGGUGAAGGGAGUUCCUGUACUAAAUGCUCACCCUCUUCCUCAUCAACAGCUUUUGACACACUCCUUCCUAAGAAUACAGCAGAUACUGUCUCCUCUGGAAGCAAGAAGGUCUCAUCUAGUAAUUCCAUGCUUCAUUCUCAGGCAGCACCUAAAGAAAACAGUGGUAGCAGACCUGCACAGAAGGCCUCAGACAGUGCUGACAUGGUGCCAACUCAGCCUUCUCAUCACACAGAUAGGAUGGCAGCCACUCACACAUCUUCCACUCUCUCAACACCUCUCCCUCAUGCACCUCAAAAAGAAAGUGGAAUUGAACAGAAUUGUAGUGAUGCCAUCCAGAAAGUGAGCAAAAAUAGAAAACUUUCAUCCAAGCCUCCCAAUGGUGAGGACUCCUGUAAAAAGGUUGAUGCUUCAAAUUCCCACAUGAAUGAGAAGGAAUACUGCAGUGCUUCUCCAAAGUCAGCAGAAAGUUACAGUGACUUGGAGGAAACAUCUGAAGAGCACUGCCUCAUGUCCUACACCAUGUUGCCUCCCACACCAGAGAAAAAAAUGGGAAGAAUCUGUCACACUAUGGUUAAGGAAGGGAAGGCCAUGGUUGCCUUUCCUUCACCAUCAAAACCAUAUCCAUCACCUGAACAAGCACUCCCUCAAAGCACUAAACCUAAGACACAGCUCAGGGACCAGUUGGGCUCCCCAGACAGCAGUGCAAGGCGUUGUUUAGACUUGAGCAGUGUUUGUCAUCCUCCAGGUUUAGUUUCUACUCAAAACAAACUAAACCAAUCACUUCAAGGGAAGCCUAAAGCAGAAGUUAAUUCACAAUUGUCUUCUGGUAAAGCAGAUGCCCUUCAAGAAAAUAAUGGAGAUCUACUGAGAGAAAAGACUGUAACUACCGAUGAAAUUCAUUUGAAAGUGGGUAAAGAAACCAGUUUGGAUAAAGAUGGCACUGUUAGUCAAGGAAACAUGCAAGGAGAGGAAAGAUCCCACCUUUCAGGUACUCCUCAAAGUAUAAGGAAAGAGGAUUCUAGAUGUGAGACUCACACAAACUUAGAGCAGCCAAGCACAAGAUCUAACAUGACCUCCAACACAAGUGAGUCAUCCAGAAAACAGACCCCAACAGAUUUCAAACACUUUUCCACCAUCUCUCAGCAGCAUCCCGAGACAGACAAGAACCAAGGCAGUGAACCACUCAGGGAAGAUGACUGUGAGGAGAAGAUGGAGGAGGAGGAAGACAGUGAUGUUCUGAAGAUUGAGGAACCCUCAGAAAAUGAGAAUGAGGAGAUAGAAGAAGUGAUAUGCACACUGAGCCUGACAUUAACAGAUUUCAUUGAUAUUUUCUCAAUGAAUGUACCAGAAAGACAAAAGCCAAAAACAAAGAGACCCACAAUGCUGGCAACAAAACAGAACAAACAAGCAAGAAAAAACUUAUCCCCAAGAAAGAAAACUGAGAGCCCCAGCCAGAAGUCUUCUCCACAGCACCGCACAGCACCACACACACCCAGGAAGAACAAAUCACCCCAAAGGAAGAGAACCAGUGGGAGCUCAGCUGGGACACACACACCUUUAGAGGACCAGCACCACAUGAAGGAAGCAAAGAGAGUCAGCACUGUGAGGGAUGACAGUAAUAGUUACCCCACCAUGCAGUCACUCUCUACUCCUUCCCCAAGGCUGCCUAGAGACACUGACACACAUUCAGGGUCUCAGGAAAGGAGGCAAGAGUACGGCUGUUAUGCAGGGAGGAGUAAACCAGCAGAUCGGAUUGAGGAAAGCAAUACCUCCACCAAGAAGCGAAGGAGAAUCACGCCAAUAAGGAUAGGAGAUGUGGAGCGGCACAUAAAGGGGCCUAAGGGAUCCUGGGGUGACGCAGUGACCUCUAAGAAAUCUCACUGGGCCCAGAACAGAGUGAACACAGGAGGAGGCCACCAGGAGAUGACAGAGAGAAGAGAAAGCAGCCUGACUCAACCAGAGAGACCAGGAGGAUGUCAAGGAAAUCUGAGUGAGCGUAGUGCCAGUUCCCUCUCCAGCCUCAGUCCUGGGUGCCUCUUGAUAUCUGAAUCUCCAAGGGGUGCUGACUCCUCCCCAGCACCCUGCCCAGACCUCAUAGCCCCCUCAGCACCCACCUUGGCCACACCUACCAAAAGUGAAUCUUUGUCAGCCUCAUCAUCCAGCUCUGCCUCGAAGCUCUUCCUAAACUCCAGGGCAGGGAAGCAACAGACUAGUGGAGACGCAUACUACAUUGAGUCAGAAACAUCACGAGAACCAGAAGAGGACCAUUGCUUGGGAAAGCAGCGAAGGGUGCGGCACAUGGCUAAGGAGCUCCACCGAGGCGGCAACCUGGAGAUUGCCCGCAGCCCAGACAAGCAGCUGGCUGUUAUGAUGAGCCACCCACAGGAGGGAAUGAGUGUGUACAUGAGUGAGGAAAGCUUCCACAGUUUGUCCAGCACUCCUCCCACACCGGGCAAGCAUCUGUUUAUUCCUCCCCCACCAAUCCUUGCCUCAUCCUUCUCAAGUACCAGCAACAGCAGCAGCAGCAGCAGCAGCUUCUCUCACCCACAAGCUAAACAGGAACCUGCUAAUCUUCCACUGAAGAAACGAAAGGAUGUCACUAUUUCUGGCCAGAGAAUAGGUAAGAGACCCAAAGAGAUGUGACCUUGUGACCUAGCAACUCUGCCAAGAUGUCCUAAUGCAGCAUGGCAAGGGUAAUUCACAAAAAAACACUAAAGCUAGCAUCAUUAACAAGAUCUUCAAUCCGUUCCAUGGCAGUGAAUAACAGACGUUUAUACAGCAGUGGAAAGCUGCCAAGGAUUAUACCUCAGAGUGAUAGUGUGAUGUGAAGCUGAAUUCUGUGAUUAUAUGUCAUAGAUUCCAGACAAGACACAGUAGUCCCUUGGUGGGAUCUGUCUCUUUAAUCAUUGCCUACAUCCAAAAAACCUAAGAGAAUGACCAUUACAGAAAGGUUUCCAUUUAUUGUGAUUUUGUCUUUCAUUUAGAAAACCAGAAGCAAGAAAGUUACCCCAUAGAAAAGUUUGCUCAAAUUUGUGGGAAGAAAUCUAAUGUUGCCAACAUGUGAAGUUAGGGACGACUGCCUGGUGAUGCUUCAGACUGACUGACUGGUUGGUUUGUGGAGUGAAAGGGAGAUCCAAGCCAGUUCAUGGCUGCCAUUCCCUCACUAGCAUCCUCCACACCCUUCAGGCUGCAGCAACCCAAGAGUGAAGGAAUGCAAUUCAGACACCCCUCAUGACAGACAGCAGCAGAAGUGACAAGUUCCUGCGCUGUGUGUCAGUCACAUGCACUGUGGCUCAGUGAUGAGUGAGAGCCUCAGCCUCCUGGUACAGGGAAUGGGUUCACUUACAACUCAGUGGUGAUAGGCAUGGUUGUUUUGUAAUAACUCGAUGACUGAACAGCUUGGCUGUUUUUUUUCUGAUUAGACAGGGAUUGUUUGUACAAAGGGUAUCUUUAGUUUUAAUAGAAGUAUUUUAUUAUUUUUCAAGAAUACUUGCAGUAUAAUUUGAGACAUGUAUUGUCUCAGGAGUUGAAGGUAUGAGGCAUUUGUAAGAUUAUCAAGGAUUUAGAUCUGUCAUUUUCUUUUCGUUUCAUAUCUGGUUUUGAAACAAUUUUUUUACCAAAGUUUAAAGUUACUGAACCUUAGUUAAGUUGCAACAGUAUUUUUAAUAACUAACAUGCAUGUAGAAUUUUAGAAGUUGGGAAUCCUUCAUCUGGAAUGCUUAGGACUGGAAGUAUUCCAGAUUUCAUAUUUUUCUAAAUUUUGGAAUAAAUGCACAUGCCUAUGUUUAGACAGGAUUACAUUCAGAGAAGGUUCGUAUGUAUAUAUUCAAGGUAACAUAAAGGAAUGAUUCCACAACUACAGACCUGACCCCGUGACCUUUCUGAACAGCAGAGUGUAUUCUGGUAGGUGAUACUGAUCAGGUUAUUACAUAUUACCUGGCUGAACUCUUUUGUAUUGAUUUUGUAUCUUAUAGUUAGCUAUAGAACCUUAAGGUGCUCUGCCAUACAAAGAUUAUUUUUAUACUGAGAGAUGUAAAGAUAUGUGUAUAUUUUGUAACUUAUCCUCUUUGUAAGUAAAUUGAGGGUCUCUGCUACAGCAGGGUGUGUGUGUGUGUGUGUGUGUGUGUGUGUGUGUGUGUGUGUGUGUGUGUGUGUGUGUGUGUGUGUGUGUGUGUGUGUGUGUGUGUGUGUGUGUGUGUGUGUUCAGUCUUGCCAUCCCAUAUGAUGUGGCUCAUAAAUUUGCUUUGAGGGGGACUUGCAAAGUUCAUGCCUCAUUGCUGAAAAUUAUAAAAACCAGUUUUGUGCUGCAAGUGUUCAUUUUCAAUAUACUAUUUUCACAAAGUCAAUUAGCUUUGUUACAUUCAAGAGCUUUAAUAAUUGUACAAUUCUUUUGGGUGUGGGAUUUUAUUUGUUGAAAGCUUUGAAAAAAAAUUUUAUUAUUAAUCUUUUUUCUUUUUUUAUUAAUGUAAUCAAAUGUUUUAAAUAAUUUGAGAUUAUAAAUACUUAAAGUCUUGCAGGACCACAGCACAUCAGUCAUUUUUAGCUACUGUAUCUUUUUCCUGCUACUGUUACUGGUCUUCAUCUGAUACAGUUUAUCUUUGUUUUUUUAGGGAAAGUUUACAUGAAAAAUUUCAGUGAAUCCAUUGCAUUACAUACACAUCAGCUUGGGAGUGUGUAUAUGUGUGUGUACAACGGCUACUACCUUGGCGUCCUGUGCCCCCAUCAUGCUUGCAUUAUCUGGAGGACUUAAUUCCUAAGUAAAGUAAGGCAUCUAGUUGUCUGGUGGUCAGGUAAAGCUGUUAUGCACUGGUGUUUUGUUUGAUACUUUUAUAAAAUCAUUUUAUUAAAAUUGCCUUAGUA
Messenger RNA from Scylla paramamosain (green mud crab), 12389 nucleotides. RefSeq lists its product as uncharacterized. Lineage: Eukaryota; Metazoa; Arthropoda; Malacostraca; Decapoda; Portunidae. The transcript is spliced from 19 exons. The coding region runs from base 153 to 10172 and encodes 3339 amino acids. Gene Ontology annotation, molecular function: protein binding. The record is from RefSeq and is a predicted model, not a curated record.